Messenger RNA from Stegastes partitus (bicolor damselfish), 2705 nucleotides. It is a transcript of the gene tmem243b, whose product is annotated as transmembrane protein 243, mitochondrial b. Bases 497 to 850 code for a protein of 117 amino acids. The transcript is spliced from 5 exons. The record is from RefSeq and is a predicted model, not a curated record. NCBI's taxonomy places the organism in Eukaryota, Metazoa, Chordata, Actinopteri, Pomacentridae.
CGCGGCGGCAGCGAGGAGUCACACCGGCGGAGCCCCGGAGCCCACCGCAGCCCGUCAGCCCCGUCCUCCUCACCGGAUCGGUUCCCGUGGAUCGGCCGGGCGGCGGUCGGUUCGGUUAGCUUAGCCUCGUUAGCUCGGCCCGGCGGGGCUCAGGUUAGCUAACGUCGGUGCAGGUAGCUGUUAUCUGUGCGCUCGGUGUUUAUGCCGGUUUAAUUACACCGACACCGACGUGUAUCGCCGGGAUUUCGGUGUUUUCUUCCUCCUGACGACGGCGGACGGUCGGUGACACCGGGGUGCGUAGCGAAGCCUCACCUGUCUGGACAGUCCCGGUCGUCCCUCCGUCAUGCUGCCUCGGCUCCGUCGGCGCUGACGGAGGCGGCUGGAUUCAGGCCGGCGAGCAUGCGGCAGCGGCCCGGAGCGUCCAGGAGGCGGCGUCGCUGCUGAGAGGCCACCGGUCGGCGCUGGGAGCGAGUCUGAGGCGGCGGCGGCGGCGGCGAUGGACGACUUCACCACCAGGACGUACGGCACCAGCGGCCUGGACAACAGGCCUCUGUUCGGGGAGACCUCGGCCCGGGACCGGAUCAUCAACAUGGCCGUGGGCGGAUUCACGUCAGUGGUUGUUCUAGUGACGGUGAUCGGCUCCUUCGUGUUCCCGUCGCUGCCUCCUCGGCCGCUGAACAUCUUCUUCGCCGUGUGCAUCCUGCUGGCCUGUGGCUCCACCAUCGUGCUGAUAUUCUGGUACCGGCAGGGCGACCUGGAGCCCAAGUUCAGGAACCUGAUCUACUACAUGCUGGCGUCCAUCGUGCUGCUGUGUCUAUGUGCCAACCUCUACUUCCAGGACGUCAAGUGAAGACGACGGCGAGGAGGACGAAGGGACGACAUGGCCUCGAGUCACGUGACCAAAAGAACUCGUUUUUAUCGCACACUAACUUGAAGCUGCAAAGGAUUCUGGGACCUGAAAUUUUAAAAAGUGGUUCCGGUGGGACGAGAACCUGUCAGACUUUUGUUGGUGCCGACUUAUGCAAACGCACUGGACUCAGUGUGGGAACCAUGACGAACUGUGAGAGGCCACGGAGCCGGACCGGGCCACCGGAGGACCGGACCGCCGGAGGACCGGCACACGAACGAUCGGAUCUACAGUCGCAUCCUGAGGAGAGCCGAACCGGUUAGUUGUUGUUUUAAAAGGAAAACUUCUGGUUUCAUCGUCUCAAACGCAGACGUUCUCUCGUUUCUUACCUCCUCUGUGACAGAAGAUCUUUAAGUUUCUACAACUGACCGACAGUAAAGUCUGAUCCUGAAGCGCUCAGAGGACGGUCUGGAUGUGAGCGACGCAGCAGUUAAAGGAAAAAUCCGCCCUUCAAACCUGAGAUAUCUUUAUGAAUCAAGUGUCUUUUACAGGAUUUUCUUUGCGCUCAAGUAGCUAAUUAAUCAUAUUUAUACCUUUUUAAACAGAAAGAAGCCUCCAGUUGGAGCUCUGCCUCCUUUAAGGCCGGAUUUGUGGAAGUUUUCUUUAGAGAAAAUUCACAAAAUUUGAAAAAACUAACAAAUAAUGUUUAUGAUUGCACUUUAUUGGAGAUGAAAACACCUUUUUCUGAGCACCAAACAUGGCCGACACAAUAAUGAUAAUAAGUUUUUUGUGAUUUUGAUAAAAUAUCUUGAUUUUUUUUGUUCUUUUUAAAAACCUAACAAGCCUUCAGAGUUCAGAGGGUGAAAAACAACACGUUUAAUGAGCUUUAAGGAGUUUUCCUCUCCUAAUAUUUCACCAUUUUUACACCAAAGUCACAUUUAAAUGGUGAACGGCAGAAUGAAAAACUAGAAACAUGUCGUUUUGUUGACUUUAGAUUUAAUAAUUCACGUCCACGUUAGAUGUAAAUAAAGUCCGAAUUGUCCCAAACGUCUCCUCCAACCUGCUGCAUUCAGGUGGACUCAGGAAAUAUCAGUUUCUAUCAUUAAUCUGCUGCUUUUCAGGGUUUAACGGGCGGAUUUUUCCUUUAAAAGUCGUGAAACACAGCAGCCCUCCUGUAGCCUGUAGCUCAAACUAGCCGACAGCAGUAGCACAUCAGCGUUUGUUUUCUUUCUCUGCGUCUUCACGUUGUCUCGCCCAGAAGGUUUUCUAGAAAUCAGAGCUGAACAAACGACAGCGACGGCCUGAUUCUGGCCCUGAGCGACGCUGGACGACACUUUAACCACAGAUGUUCUUCACACUCAGGCCGGACGGUGCACCGAUGAAAGCUUCACACACAAACUUUGUUUUUUUUUUUUUUGCACUAUUAAUCCUGUUACUUUCCAAAUCGGAGCUGGAGCUUCACGUUUUAUUCCAUCGUAAAUGUACUGUAGGUCUGUUUUAUCAGGACAAACGUCUGCGUGGCUGCUUUCAGCGAGUGGUUUGGUUUCUCCACGUUUUGAUCACACAGCGAACAUCUGCAGCCGUAAAGGUCGUUUCUGUCGAAGGAUGAACGCAAGAAACUGUGUUUGUGAGCAGAUGAGCUCCAGAAACAGUCUGGAAACGAAGCUGUUUUUAACUGUAAUCAACGUUUACUGCAUCGGAAACAUGCAGCAGUUUCUCUUUUAAGUGCAGAGAAAAUGUAAUUUGUGAUAUUUACAAGUGUCCUGUUGGUAAAAAACUUGAUGAAAAGAACUACAAACAUGUCUUCCAGUUACAUCAACGUAAUCUAUACAACAACAAUAAAACUACCUUUCUAAUA